Molecule: messenger RNA, 2212 nt
Organism: Microbotryum saponariae
Lineage: Eukaryota; Fungi; Basidiomycota; Microbotryomycetes; Microbotryales; Microbotryaceae
Source: the annotation of a GenBank genome assembly
AUGGUCGGGCAGGCACACGGCCGCCCCGCGCCGUCCUCAUCGACUCACGUGACACGUCAUCACAUCCAUAUGGCCAUUUGAUCGAGGAGACUGAUCUCGAUUGCUUUCCGUCCAAUCAGAGUCUCCGACGACCUUCGUCACUCUUUGACCGCUUCGCUGCACCCGUCGCGAAUCGAUCAGAAACUUCCGCUUGGCUCCCACUCGGGUCGAACGCAUCUCGUUUGACGUGACGUGUCUACGAACAUGACGAUCCUCGAUCCUUCCCACCCCAAGGCAAGUCACGCCCAGUCACCAAAAUAUUACUGUCGAUUCCAAUGCUCAUCAUCACGGUCGCAUUGCAGGCCCAAAUGGCUCCCGCACGUCCUCAAAACGGCGCAGGCUCGGACGCCGACCUCGAAGGGUUGCCCUCGUACAGCCAAGUCGCUUCCACCUCCUCACCCCCUGGCAUGCCUUCGUCGUCCUCUGCCUCUGGCUCAGGCUCGGUCCCUCAGACCAUGAACCCCUUCGCGAACCCCUUGACCCCUCAAUCGACCUCCAGCACCUAUGCCCCCGAACCACUUUCCUCCCUCAACCCUGAAGCACGCAAGAAGCUGGCUCAAGAAGCGCAAGCUUCUGGUCGAUCGAUCGACGAUUAUGGAUUCCUACCGCAAACUCCGUCGGGUCCGAACCCUACCCCACUUGAAUCGACGCUUCCGAGUUUCGAAUCGGAAGAAUUGGCCAGUCGGUUCCCUUAUUCGAUCGAUUCAAAGGGCAAUAUCUCAACCUACUCCUCCAAACUCAAUCACAACCCUUCGGCGUUAUCGAGGUUCCUCAAAUUACAUGCCGAGUCACCCCCCUCGCUGACGAUCCAUUUAAGAGGAAGUCAUACCGAAGCGCGAGUCGAACGUCGCACCGAACAAGAUCACCAUGGUAAACUCCGAACAAAGGAAGUCGAAGUUCGGGAAGAGGUGGAGGAUUUCGAAUUCUACAUCGACGCAUCCGAAUACGUCGAACAAGGUCUAGGCGAAGGAGGAGUAAAGGGGUUAUUGUACCAUGUUGGGGACUGGGAGCCGGCUUAUAGGGGUGGGAAUUGGAGGACGGUCGAAAAGAGUCGAGAGGAAUUGGACGCGACCUUCCAAAGAGGCGAUCAUGAAUCGACGACGCAACCUGUUUCCCUCUCGGCCACUACGCACGAGACGAACGUUCCUAGUCAUCCUAGGCCGAGCAAGAACGGGAAAUGGAAGCGCAGCUCCUUACGCCAGGUGCAUGCGUUCUGGCGUCAGUUCCAACAACGUGCUCAAAGCGGACUGCCCUCGUUCGUCCAUCCCGCGUCUCUCGUGGACCUACAAGACGAUGAAGAACGCUCCAACGUCGAUCAACUCGAACACCCCGCAUUGAUGUUCCGAAGUCAUUGGGUCGAUCUCGUCGAAGCCCACGCGAGCGUAGCGUACGGAUUGACCAAGUCCAGUCGCUUACCUCUCCCCAGUCCUACGUAUGAUGUCUUGAUCAAGGAGAGGGAGGAGAGAGAAGGGCAGGUGAGGGAGGUGGUGGAACAGUAUUGUCGGUGCCGGAGCGUGUGGAAGGAGUUGAAGGUUGAGAAGGAGGUGUUUGGGUGGAAUUUGCAGCUGUUGGAAUCGGUCAGUCAUCUACCACGAGCUCCCACCCUCGAAUAUUCUGGGGUUCUGACCAUUCUUCCCCUUUUUCUACCACCCAGGGCAUCCGCUCGAUUCUGCAAACCGAGUACCAACCCCUGCACCCAACCGGAACGAUCCAAAUCAGCAUCCAACUGCGUCCCACCGAGAUCCUCAUCCGACCCGAGAACUGGAUCUCCCGUAUCCUCUCUUCCCCCUGGUACAUCAAACUCAUCCUUACCCUCUUCACCGUCUACCCCAUCCUCUACCUCCUUUCCUACUUCCUCUCCCAUCGAUUCCAUAACCUCCGCGUCGCGUUCCCUUUAACGAGAUGGCGAAGGAUCCCGAACCUUUCCCCCGGUGCCGAGAUCGAAACGGCUCGGUCGGCAGCUCAAGCGUUGAGAUCGAGUCGGACGAGGGGGGAAAUCAGGGUAGCCAAGUUGCCUUCUGUUUCGGUUUUCGAUGACGAGUCCGAACCGGGGCAGGUCGGAUGGGUUGCUUUGAUUGGGGUCGAGGAGACGGAGGCCGUUUCGAGGUGGCAGAUGGCUUUGAGGGAAGGGGUGAAGAGGGGCGUCAGGGGGAGGAAAUUGGCGAUCAUUUGA